Molecule: messenger RNA, 4541 nt
Organism: Varanus komodoensis (Komodo dragon)
Lineage: Eukaryota; Metazoa; Chordata; Lepidosauria; Squamata; Varanidae
Gene: STAT3
Product: signal transducer and activator of transcription 3
Exons: 24
Coding region: 134-2452 (772 amino acids)
Biological process (GO): growth hormone receptor signaling pathway via JAK-STAT; response to peptide hormone; leptin-mediated signaling pathway
Molecular function (GO): RNA polymerase II cis-regulatory region sequence-specific DNA binding; DNA-binding transcription factor activity, RNA polymerase II-specific
Source: RefSeq, a predicted model, not a curated record
GUGGAGGGGGCGGGUCUAAAUCCACGGCCAAGCAGCUGGGGCAGGGCGAGGAGGGAGCGGCGACGGGAAGAGAACGGAUCGGUCCCAGUGGUGGGCAAGGGACGCCGGGGGUCUGCAAGUGUCAGCUGCCAAGAUGGCGCAGUGGAACCAAUUGCAGCAGUUGGACACCCGGUAUUUGGAGCAACUUCACCAACUCUACAGUGACAGCUUUCCGAUGGAGCUGCGGCAGUUCCUUGCACCCUGGAUAGAGAGCCAAGACUGGGCUUAUGCAGCCAGCAAGGAGUCCCACGCCACCUUGGUUUUCCACAACCUCCUGGGUGAAAUUGAUCAACAGUACAGCCGCUUCCUUCAGGAAUCCAACGUUCUCUACCAGCACAACCUGCGCCGGAUCAAGCAAUUCUUACAGAGCAGGUACCUGGAGAAACCAAUGGAGAUAGCCCGGAUUGUGGCCCGUUGCCUCUGGGAGGAGAAUCGGCUGCUGCAGACAGCAGCAACAGCGGCACAGCAAGGUGGGCAGGCAAACCACCCUACAGCUUCGGUCGUGACAGAGAAACAGCAGAUGCUGGAGCAACACUUGCAAGAUGUGCGAAAGAGGGUGCAGGACCUGGAGCAAAAGAUGAAAGUGGUGGAAAACCUCCAGGAUGACUUUGACUUCAACUAUAAGACUCUGAAGAGUCAAGGCGAUAUGCAGGAUCUGAAUGGGAACAACCAGGCAGUGACACGACAGAAGAUGCAACAGCUGGAGCAAAUGCUGUCAGCCCUGGAUCAAAUGCGGAGGGGAAUUGUGAGUGAGCUGGCUGGGCUCCUGUCGGCUAUGGAGUAUGUGCAGAAGAUGCUGGUAGAUGAGGAGCUAGCUGACUGGAAGAGGAGGCAGCAGAUCGCAUGUAUUGGCGGCCCACCCAACAUCUGUCUUGAUCGCCUAGAGAACUGGAUAACAUCCCUAGCUGAGUCACAGCUUCAGACACGUCAGCAGAUCAAGAAGCUUGAGGAGCUCCAGCAAAAGGUCUCCUACAAGGGUGACCCUAUUGUUCAGCACCGGCCCUUGUUGGAGGAGCGCAUUGUGGAUCUAUUCAGGAACCUCAUGAAGAGUGCAUUUGUGGUGGAACGGCAGCCCUGUAUGCCAAUGCACCCAGAUCGCCCAUUGGUGAUCAAAACUGGAGUACAAUUCACAACAAAAGUGCGGUUAUUGGUUAAAUUUCCAGAGCUGAACUACCAGCUGAAAAUCAAAGUCUGCAUUGAUAAGGAUUCUGGAGAGGUAGCUGCCCUUCGGGGGUCCCGCAAGUUUAAUAUCCUGGGCACAAACACCAAGGUGAUGAACAUGGAGGAGUCCAACAAUGGUAGCCUCUCUGCAGAAUUCAAGCAUUUGACAUUGCGGGAACAGAGAUGUGGUAAUGGCGGUAGAGCAAACUGUGACGCCUCUCUCAUCGUCACAGAAGAGCUCCAUCUCAUUACCUUUGAAACAGAGGUUUACCACCAAGGUUUGAAGAUUGACCUAGAGACUCACUCACUCCCUGUAGUGGUGAUCUCCAACAUUUGCCAGAUGCCAAAUGCCUGGGCAUCUAUCUUGUGGUACAACAUGCUGACAAACAACCCUAAGAACGUGAACUUCUUCACCAAGCCACCCAUUGGCACUUGGGACCAGGUUGCCGAAGUGCUGAGCUGGCAGUUCUCCUCAACCACUAAACGAGGACUCAGCAUUGAGCAGCUGACGACACUUGCUGAGAAAUUGCUUGGGCCUGGUGUCAAUUACUCUGGAUGUCAGAUAACCUGGGCAAAGUUCUGCAAGGAGAACAUGGCAGGCAAAGGGUUCUCUUUCUGGGUUUGGCUGGACAAUAUCAUUGACCUGGUGAAGAAGUACAUCUUGGCACUCUGGAAUGAAGGGUAUAUCAUGGGAUUCAUCAGCAAGGAGCGGGAAAGAGCAAUCCUGAGCACAAAGCCUCCAGGCACUUUCCUGCUACGCUUCAGUGAAAGCAGCAAGGAAGGUGGGAUCACCUUCACAUGGGUGGAGAAGGACAUCAGUGGGAAGACCCAGAUCCAAUCAGUGGAGCCAUACACUAAACAGCAGCUCAAUAGCAUGUCCUUUGCUGAGAUUAUUAUGGGCUACAAGAUCAUGGAUGCCACCAAUAUCCUGGUCUCCCCACUUGUCUACUUGUAUCCUGAUAUUCCCAAAGAGGAGGCCUUUGGAAAAUACUGCCGUCCUGAGAGCCAGGAGCACCCAGAAGUUACUGACCCAGGUAGUGCUGCUCCCUAUCUGAAGACGAAGUUCAUCUGCGUGACCCCAACGACUUGCAGUAGCACCAUUGAGCUGCCCAUGUCUCCCCGCACACUCGAGUCCCUGAUCCAAUUUGGCAAUAAUGUUGAGGGAGCCGAGGGAAAUGCCAGCGGCCAGUUUGAGUCCUUGCAAGUCUUUGACAUGGAGAUGACCGCUGAUUGUGCCAACUCACCCAUGUGACCGGCCCUUCCCAGGGACCUAACCCAUCCUGGCAGGAAACGUGUCCUCCUCUCACAUGAUCGUGGAGCCCACCUGGGCAGGUGCUGCCUCAGCAGGAGAUGGCUGGCUGCGGGUCCUUCUUUACCAGCUACGUCGAGUGCACCAUCUCUGGCAGCUCCUUGCCGGAGCCUGCACAGCCGGAGGAAAAGCUCUACUUAAAGUUAGCUUUUAUUUUGUCAAAAAUACGUUUUCCUAGUGUAUAAAGUUUAUUCGUUUAAGGAACAUCUUUUUUUUUUUUUGGUUUUGUUUGUUAGAUCAAGUGCCUCUUCAUGUCCACGUCUUGACAGUAUUUCUCAGCUUCACAUGCGCGUUUGCUGCAUGCCAUAAAGUGCUGCUUCUCCAGCUAGGACUAACAUGCGAGUGCUUACCCAGUAACAAAGUGACUGAUCGUUCUGAACGGGCGGGCAGGCAGGGCUCUGUGCAACUAGCCAUGGGCAGCAUGGGGAGGAGGGAGACUACGCUUGCCUUCCAAAUGGCUGCAUUUUUGUUGCUUUUCAAAAGCAAAGAUCCACUUUCUCAGCCCCAGCUCUGCUUUUUCGAACUUCCUAAAUGGCAUGAGGAGGAACUGAAACGUAGUGCAAGGGCCCUGCCUGGUGGAGAAAUGAGCACCUUGAACUUUGAUGCUGGCUGACCCCUGGGACUUUGAAAUUGAUCUCUCCACCCAGAGUAGUCCCAAAUUUACAGAGGAGUGAUGGAAUGAGAUUACUGGGGCUGGAAGGCAAAUCGGGCAGAUGUGGGAUUAGCAGCCAGAUCAUCCAGUUGUAAAAGCCCCAUUCUCUCUUCUUUCAUGCAGGCCCCAGAUCCAUUCCCCACAGUUAUGGCCUUGGGCCACAGCUGAGCAACAAAGCUGAGUGAAGAGCUUAAUGGUUGGGCUCCCUACUUCAGAUCUGUUGCCAGUAUUUAACUGCAGUUACCUUUUUUAUUGUUGUUGUUGUUGUUAUUUAUUGUACUUUUUGUUGCCCUUCCUUGAAGGAGGCAAGGGCAGUAUACACAGUAUUUUGCCCCUCCUCCAUUCCCCAUUUCAUUUCCUCAAAAAAAUUCUGAGGUCAGUUUGACUAAAACAGAGAGCAUGUUCUAAGUUCAUGGCUGAGUGUGGAUUUGGACCAAGAUCUCUCUGAGAGAAGCCCACCAUCCUAGCCACUAUAUCUCACUUUAACUGUACUUUAGGAGCAAAAGGCAGAUAUUUCACAUGGGAAAAAAGCUGGAUGCUGGUAGCUGCUGGGAGUUGUAGUCCAAUUCAGUGGGGGAGGGGAGCACCAGGUUAGAAAGGAUGCCCAUCUUUUCCAGGCAAAAUAUUUUUCUGAUCUUGGCUCCACCAACUUUUUCUCUGCUCAAUUGUUUCAUCAGCAUCUAUGGUUCUCUUGGUGUGCCUUCCCUCACCCUGCCCAGAUUUGUGGCUUCUGUGAUUUAGUUCACACUGCCUGGUGCCACUGAGCAGCUAUUGCUGAUAGCACUCUGGUGUUAGUCUCGUAAAACCAAGGUGCGGAUCAUCCCUGUAUAAGUGUCAAACACAGAGCUUGGGGGAAUGGCCCAGAGGCAGUGAGCAGGGCCAAUAAAAUGAAUCAUUGGCUCCCAGUCCAGAAGGAUUUUCCAGCAAUGUUAGCCACACAGGAGACAGAGGAAUUCAUAACCAAACUUGGUAAAGCUGUGUAUGUUCUUUCCCUCCUGCACCAGGGGUAGGGGACCUGUAGUGGAGUCUGAUUCCCAUCAGGCCCAGUUAGCACGGCCAGCAUUCAGGCAAGUUGUCUAAGUGUUCCCCAUCUCUGCCAGAAAACAUUGCUUGUGGUUACUGAAAGAAUUGCUCCCUCCACUAAUGGCAAACUAGAAGUGCCCCAACUUGUACGUGGCUGUUCCAGUUCCGUUUAACCAAAUAGCUUAUUUACACCAAAUUCUUUGUAUCAAGCGGCUUUCCUCCCCGCUCCCCCACACUACCCAUCAUUUCCUUAUUUGUUGUAGCUAAUUGCUCUGUAAAGAGCAUAACUAUUUUUUGUAUAUUUUACUGCUGUACCUACAGGCUUCAGCUUUCUCUUAAAUAAAUUCUAAUGCCAUA